Molecule: messenger RNA, 1284 nt
Organism: Ophidiomyces ophidiicola
Lineage: Eukaryota; Fungi; Ascomycota; Eurotiomycetes; Onygenales; Onygenaceae
Gene: AAT1
Product: aspartate transaminase aat1
Exons: 6
Coding region: 1-1284 (427 amino acids)
Biological process (GO): biosynthetic process; L-aspartate catabolic process
Cellular component (GO): mitochondrion
Molecular function (GO): L-aspartate:2-oxoglutarate transaminase activity; pyridoxal phosphate binding
Source: RefSeq, a predicted model, not a curated record
AUGCUGUCAACUCUGAGAAUUGCCAGCCGCACUGUUGCGGUGAAGGAAACCGGCGUGCGCAUUCUUGCUUACCGACAAGCCUCCACCUGGGCCAAUGUGCCCCAGGGACCUCCAGACGGCAUUUUGGGCAUCACAGAAGCUUUCAAAGCUGAUACUUUCAACGAGAAGAUCAACCUCGGUGUCGGUGCUUAUCGCGACGACCAAGGAAAGCCAUACGUCCUCCCUUCCGUCAGAGCUGCCGAAGCUAAGAUUGUCAACUCGAAGCUGGAUAAGGAGUAUGCUGGGAUCACUGGUGUUCCUUCUUUCAUCAAGGCCUCUUCGGAGCUUGCUUAUGGAGCCAACAGCGCCGCCGUCAAGGAAGGGCGCAUUGCCAUCACACAGUCCAUUUCGGGCACCGGUGCCCUGAGAAUAGGAGGCGCUUUCUUGGAACGAUUCUACCCCCAUGCAAAGGCCAUUUACAUUCCCAACCCCAGCUGGGCCAACCAUUCCGCUAUUUUCAAAGAUUCCGGACUCAAGGUCGAGAAAUACAGAUAUUACAACAAGGACACAAUUGGCCUUGACUUCGAGGGCUUCGUUGCUGACUUGAAGGCCGCCCCUGCGAACAGCGUUUUCUUGCUCCAUGCUUGUGCCCACAACCCAACUGGAGUUGAUCCCACCCAGAAGCAGUGGACUCAGAUCGCUGAGAUUAUGAAGGAGAAGGGCCAUUUGGCUUUCUUCGAUAUGGCGUAUCAGGGCUUCGCAAGUGGAGACAUCAACCGCGACGCUUUUGCUUUGCGCCACUUUGUCCAGCAAGGCCAGCCUGUUGUCUUGUCCCAAAGCUUUGCGAAAAACAUGGGCCUCUACGGUGAACGUGUUGGCGCUUUCUCUGUUGUCUGCGAGUCGGCUGAGGAGAAGCAGCGUGUUGAUUCCCAGAUCAAGAUUCUUGUUCGCCCUCUGUACUCCAACCCCCCCAUUCACGGCGCCCGUAUCGCUUCCACAAUCAUGAACGAUGCCACCUUGAACCAGCAGUGGCUUGGCGAUCUUAAGGGUAUGGCCGACCGUAUCAUCGAAAUGAGAGCUCUUCUCAAGAAGAACCUUGAGGCAUUGGGAAGCAAGCAUGACUGGAGUCAUAUUACCAACCAGAUCGGCAUGUUCGCCUACACUGGUCUCAACCCCGAGCAGAUGGAAAAAUUAACCAAGGAGCACUCCGUUUAUGCCACCAAGGAUGGCCGUAUCUCCGUCGCCGGCAUCACCACAGGCAACGUCAAGCGACUUGCAGAGUCCAUCUACAAAGUCACCGGCUAA